Bombyx mori (domestic silkworm) is the source of this 2624-nucleotide messenger RNA. RefSeq names its product cytochrome P450 4c21-like (gene CYP340A3). Gene Ontology annotation, molecular function: oxidoreductase activity, acting on paired donors, with incorporation or reduction of molecular oxygen; monooxygenase activity; heme binding. NCBI's taxonomy places the organism in Eukaryota, Metazoa, Arthropoda, Insecta, Lepidoptera, Bombycidae. The record is from RefSeq and is a predicted model, not a curated record. Bases 394 to 1863 code for a protein of 489 amino acids. The transcript has 11 exons.
GAAAAAUUAUAAACGCGUAAGUAAACCACUUCAAAAGCAAAUACAAUUUAUCCGCAAAUAAGUAGAUAUUUUAUGUAGUGAAUUAACAAAGCGUGCUGCAUAACCGCAUUAUGCUUCGCGAUCACCACCGUGUCCGAGAAUUGUCCAGUUGUGAUGAGAGGUGCUAGACUGAAACAAAUCUCCUGUUUAUUUGCAGUUAUACGCUUUCCACAGCUCAGGCAGACGCUAAUUAUUGAUAAACUUGAUCGCUCAAUAAUAAUAAAACAAUGAACCCGAUGUAAUAUUUUAGUACAAAUAAUAUAUCACGGGCCGCGUCUGUUACCGCCGAAAAUGAUAAAAGAACGAACGUAUGAGAUUUGAGUCAGUUUCGCUGCCGAAUUCAUUGAUUACGCCAUGUUAAUACCGGUUUUCUUAAUUAUUUUAUGCGUAAUAUUAUAUUAUUUUUAUUGGAGAGAUAAGAGCAUCAAUAAUGUUCCGUUGUGCGACAAAUAUCUGCCUAUUAUUGGACACACGCAUCUGUUUAUUGGGAACACUAAAAGAGUACUUCGAACUGUGAAAAGUAUAUGUGAAGACACGAACGACAAGGGCGGUGUAACGGUGGCUAGAUUAGCACUCCAAGAUUAUUAUGUAAUAACUGAUCCAGUUGAUAAUUUGAAAAUAGCAAAUGGAACAUUUCUGAAACACUUUGCUUAUCGAUUUACCAGCCACUGGUUAGGGGAUGGUCUCAUUACUUCUUCAGGUGAAACUUGGAAGCGUCACCGUAAGCUGCUUAAUCCGGCGUUCAACCAACAAAUACUAAACAGCUUCAUCGGUGUAUUCAACGAUGAAUCAAGGAAACUGGUUUCUGAAAUCGGAAAUGAAAUGGCCAAAGGCCCCGUGGAGGUUACGACACCCUUCAGACAAAUGGCUUUCAGAUUAUUAUUCUUAACGGCGUUUGGUAUACCAGUGGAGGACAGCGAUUUCAAUCAGAAAUACAUCCACUCGGUCGACAAAUUAUUGUCAAUGUUGAUAUAUCGGUUCCAGAAUGUUUUAUUACACAAUUCGUUCAUUUACAAAAUUAGCGGCUUAAAGAAAAAAGAAGAACAAAUUGUUGAGACAGUACAUGCAAUGUCGAACAUGAUUAUAAAGCGUAAAAGGGAAGCUUCUAAGAACAAAUCACCGACUGACGAACAUUGUUACGACACCACACACAGAUAUAAAUCAAUACUCGAUCUGCUUCUGAAAGGAUUGGACGGAGAUGCUCUGACCGACAAAGAGAUCAGAGAUGAGGUCGACACCAUCAUAGUCGCCGGAUACGAUACAUCGUCAUGGGUCUUGACGUUGGUCAUGAUGGCACUGGGCUCUUACCCCGAAAUCCAGAAUAAAGUUUACCAGGAAGUAAGCUCCAUGUUCGGAGACUCAGAGGCAGACGUCGAUAAAUCACACUACCCAGGGUUGGUUUACGUCGAAGCUGUCCUAAAGGAGACCUUGAGACUAUAUCCGAUCGUACCAAUUGCUUUGAGACAAACUGAAAGCGACAUUGAACUGAAGAAUUACACGAUACCGGCCGACAGUAACUGUGUGCUGGGUAUCUAUGGUCUGAACCGUCACCCAGUGUGGGGCCCUGACGCGCACACGUUCCGACCAGAGCGCUGGUUGGAGCCCGGAGGUGUGCCCGACGACCCUAAUGCAUUCGCAGGAUUCAGCGUCGGGAAACGGACAUGUAUCGGUAAAGUCUAUGCUCUGAUGUCUAUGAAGACCACUCUAGUGCAUUUAAUACGACGAUACAAGGUUACCGCAGAUAUCUCCAAGGUGGAAUUCAAAAUGGAUGUGCUCAUGACGCCGGUGAACAACUGCAACGUCAAAUUUGAAUUGAGGAAGUGAAUGCUUCUUGUACGAAUGUAGAACUUGUAACUACAGGAAGUGGAUUACACUAAAUUUCCAUAAUAUAUAUAUGAUCACGCCACGUUAACUGAUCCCGUGUUAACUUCGUGAAGAACUUGUGUUACAGGUACCAGAUAACGGAAACAAAUGUAAGAUUUUUAUUAUACACAUACAUAUAUAUAUAAUAUACAUCCAUAACCCGGGAAAAGACAUUUUAUAUUUAUCAUACGAAUAUCUUCCCUUGGCGGGAUUCGAACCCGCGACCCCCUUGUGUAGUGACCAUGUCACUUACCACUACACCAGACGGCGGUUAAAUAUAAUAAUAUAUAAUAAUAAUAAAUCUCAUAGCGAAUCAAAAUUAUGUAAAAAAACUAGUUUUUGGCUCGUAACUUGACCCGUCUGGACCACACUUGACCGCUUGUGCGGACACUCGCGGUCAGCAGUGGAAUUCUGCAAUAUUUCCCGGGACUCAAACUUUUUAGAUAUUGAAGUUAUUCAAAAUCAUAUUAAUAGUUCGGUCGUGAAAAUAUUACAGACAAACAGUGUUACUUUCCAACAAAACAUACAUAUUUACUAUGUAAUUUCUAGCAUCUAAGUUAGAUGCAUUAUAUGCAAAUUAAAUUAUUUGCAUAUUAUUAACAUAAACAUUUCAACGCUGAGAUUAAGAUUUUCAAAUAUCAGAACGUAAAUAUACUAUUCGUUUUUCUGUAUUUUCAUAUAAAUGUUCGAUUGUAUGUAUUAAUUAUAUUUUAUAUUAAAUC